Oryza sativa Japonica Group (Japanese rice) is the source of this 1283-nucleotide messenger RNA. The record is from RefSeq and is a predicted model, not a curated record. NCBI's taxonomy places the organism in Eukaryota, Viridiplantae, Streptophyta, Magnoliopsida, Poales, Poaceae.
CGCCAAUCGCGAGCCGCCUUUAGAUUUCCCAAGAUAAGGACUCGAUCCCCCCUCACUUCCCGCGCUAUUUAAACUCCCGCGCCAUCUCCAACUCCCAACUCACACUCGCUCGCUCAUCGCCAUCUCUCUCAGCUCUCACAGCUCACUGCAUCAAUGGCCGCGGCCACCAUGGCGCUCUCCUCCCCGGUGAUGGCCCGCGCGGCGCCGUCGACCUCCUCCGCGCUCUUCGGCGAGGCGCGGAUCACCAUGCGCAAGACCGCCGCGAAGCCCAAGCCGGCGGCGUCGUCGGGGAGCCCGUGGUACGGCGCCGACCGCGUCCUCUACCUCGGCCCGCUCUCCGGCGAGCCGCCGAGCUACCUCACCGGCGAGUUCCCGGGCGACUACGGGUGGGACACCGCGGGGCUCUCCGCCGACCCGGAGACGUUCGCCAAGAACCGGGAGCUGGAGGUGAUCCACUCCCGGUGGGCGAUGCUGGGCGCGCUCGGCUGCGUCUUCCCGGAGCUCCUCGCCCGGAACGGCGUCAAGUUCGGCGAGGCCGUGUGGUUCAAGGCGGGCUCGCAGAUCUUCAGCGAGGGCGGGCUCGACUACCUCGGCAACCCGAGCCUGAUCCACGCGCAGAGCAUCCUCGCCAUCUGGGCGGUGCAGGUGGUGCUCAUGGGCGCCGUCGAGGGGUACCGCAUCGCCGGCGGGCCGCUCGGCGAGGUCGUCGACCCGCUCUACCCCGGCGGCGCCUUCGACCCGCUCGGCCUCGCCGAUGACCCCGAGGCGUUCGCGGAGCUCAAGGUGAAGGAGAUCAAGAACGGCCGCCUCGCCAUGUUCUCCAUGUUCGGCUUCUUCGUCCAGGCCAUCGUCACCGGCAAGGGCCCCCUCGAGAACCUCGCCGACCACCUCGCCGACCCCGUCAACAACAACGCCUGGGCGUACGCCACCAACUUCGUCCCCGGCAAGUGAAGUGGGGGACCGUAGCUUAGCAGUGGUUAAUUGUGGUUGGAUGGAUUUGUGGCCAGCGAGUUCGUUGUCUUUGGGUUGGGGAAGAUGGGUUUAGUGCGACGAGAUGAUGAUCGAGUUGGUGUUGUGUACACUAAGAAGAUGAAGAAGAAGAUGAUGUUUUUGCAAUAAUGAUUUUAUUCGUUUCCCAACUAAUGGUCUAGGUACUUAUCCGUGGUGUUAUUCUGAUUAGCGGAUUUCUCAUCUCUAUUAGAUCGGAAACAAAUACUCCCUCGAUCCCAAAAUAUAACCAUUUCUGGCUAUGUAUAGUGUAAAUAUGUAGUCUAAAUUGUUUA